AUGAUUUCCGACAAGAGUUUCCAGGUAGUACAAGAUGGUUAUGAAUUUUUUGCGAAUCGUCGUUUAGUGACCAUAUUUUCGGCACCAUUCUAUUGUGGUCAAUUCGACAACGCAGCCGCCAUGAUGGUCAUUGAUGCGAAUCUCAAAUGCAGUUUUCGUAUAAGACGUCCGGUUGAUCAUGCAUGGAUUAAGAGGACACCCAGAAGAGCUAAAAAGCGUCGUCGAAAAAAGAAAAAACGUCGCAGUGAGAAAAGCCAACGAAGUAAACGCACUUCUUCCUCCUCCGCAUCCACAUCAACAAAGAAGACCCAGUCCUCAACAAAAGAUUCAGCCCCAUCAUCAAUUCAAUCUCAACCCACUUCAUCAGUAUUACCUCCUCCUCCUCCUUCUUCUUCUUCAAAAUCUGAACGGAAUUCGAAAAAAAGCGUUUCGGAGCGUUCCUCAAAAUCCAAAAAGUCUCGACAACAGCAGCAACAACAACCACCGAAAUCACAACGAUCAACUGAAGAUACUGAUGAGAUGUCAUCCAGCGAACAAAGAAAGCGCGAUCUGACAAAUUCAGAAUGA
Anisakis simplex (herring worm) is the source of this 567-nucleotide messenger RNA. The record is from the annotation of a GenBank genome assembly. NCBI's taxonomy places the organism in Eukaryota, Metazoa, Nematoda, Chromadorea, Rhabditida, Anisakidae.